This is a messenger RNA of Amorphotheca resinae ATCC 22711, 1515 nucleotides long. RefSeq lists its product as hypothetical. Gene Ontology annotation, biological process: protein phosphorylation. The record is from RefSeq and is a predicted model, not a curated record. Gene Ontology annotation, molecular function: protein kinase activity; ATP binding. Lineage: Eukaryota; Fungi; Ascomycota; Leotiomycetes; Helotiales; Amorphothecaceae. The transcript has 3 exons. Bases 1 to 1515 code for a protein of 504 amino acids.
AUGUCUUCCCCAGCUCCAUUGCUGCGUCCGCCAAUUCCGGGCAACCGACAAAACGGUGGCCCCAAAGCUCCCAGGCUCGGUCUUGCCAUCCCACCUUCACCAAAUGCCAAACCUGCUCACCCCCCGCCACUCUCCCUGCAGAUGCCGAGCCAAGCGCCUUCGAGACCAUCUCUGCCUAGAUUGCAGUUAGCCACGCCGAUGGGAAGCAACCAAACUCCCUACGAGCAAGCGGGUCUACAGAACGGGCGUCCAACUCUACAAACCAACGCCAAUCAGUCCGCGAGUGGAGGGAGCGAGAGUAGUGCUGCACAUUCACGGUCUGGCAGCUUUGGUCCUUUGGAUGGAAGGGUGAGCGGGCCAACGUCUGCUGGUUCACAAUAUUCAGCGUUGUCUUUCGCCUCGCAGUAUGGACUGCGGCAACCACAGGGGACACCAGAUCCUGCAUCUGCUGUGGGAUCUAUGUACUCUGAACGGAGUGAGGCUGGUGGUGUUGGAAUGGAGCGAGAUGGUAGUAUGAACGGUCUCGAAGCAUUCGACAAACUCAGCCUAGAGAGAGGCAGGACGUUGGACGUGGAAGAACUGGACGACGAAGGGUGGAAAGUAGCAAGCAUGGAGAAACGGAUUGAAGAGUUAGGCAGCUUAGGAGAAGGUGCCGGUGGAGCCGUGACACGAUGCAUGCUGAAAGGCGGGAAGACCGUGUUUGCGCUUAAGAUAAUCACCACGAACCCUGACCCAGAUGUCAAGAAGCAGAUUCUCCGAGAACUGGGGUUCAAUAAGAACUGCGCCAGUGAGCAUAUCUGCCGAUAUUACGGCGCUUUCGUGGAGCCAUCCACAGCCACCAUCAGCAUCGCCAUGGAGUUCUGCGAGGGAGGAUCCUUGGACUCCAUCUACCGAGAAGUCAAGAAACUCGGUGGCCGAACAGGGGAGAAAGUCCUUGGGAAAGUCGCCGAGGGAGUAUUGAAUGGCUUGACCUAUCUCCACAGCAAGAAGAUCAUCCACCGAGACAUCAAGCCCAGCAACAUCCUGCUGUGCCGAAACGGCCAAGUUAAGCUCUGUGAUUUCGGGGUCAGCGGUGAGUUCGGAACCAAAGGGGACGCAAAUACCUUUAUCGGGACGUCGUACUACAUGGCUCCCGAACGGAUCACCGGGCAGUCGUACACCAUCACAUCCGACGUGUGGAGUACCGGCGUCACCCUUCUCGAAGUCGCGCAGCAUCGAUUCCCCUUCCCUGCCGACGGCACAGAGAUGCAACCCCGGGCCGGCCUGAUCGACCUCUUAACUUAUAUUGUGCGCCAACCGAUCCCGAAACUGAAAGACGAGCCCGAAGCAGGCAUUAAAUGGAGUGAUAACUUCAAGUAUUUUAUUGAGUGUUGUCUGGAGAAGGAGCCCUCUCGCCGUGCUUCGCCCUGGCGCAUGCUCGAACACCCCUGGAUGGUCGAGAUGCGCGCGAAGCGCGUCAACAUGGCGCACUUCCUGGCUACCGUCUGGGGCUGGGACGAAACUUCCAAGGCGUGA